AUGCUAACAUACAAUGAAUCUUCAGAUCACUGCGUGGAUAUGUUGCGUCAAAAACUAAUGUGCGAUGCCGAUGUACAUCUAGUCACAUAUAACUGGCUGAAAGGCCACGAUGCUCCGCAUCCCAACUUCAAUACGGCCAGGCAAUGUCGAAGCUUUGAAGCCGUCAAGCAAUAUGUCAUGGCCAAUGCCCUCGACGGCUCUAACCUACCUAAAAUGUACUUUGAAAAGCCAAAGGACGGUUCUGUAACGGAGUAUGAGGAACCUCCAUUUGAUCCUCUUGCCGAUGGAUGGCCAUCAAACCACCACUAG
Botrytis byssoidea is the source of this 309-nucleotide messenger RNA. RefSeq lists its product as uncharacterized. The transcript has a single exon. Gene Ontology annotation, biological process: mycotoxin biosynthetic process. The coding region runs from base 1 to 309 and encodes 102 amino acids. The record is from RefSeq and is a predicted model, not a curated record. Lineage: Eukaryota; Fungi; Ascomycota; Leotiomycetes; Helotiales; Sclerotiniaceae.